AUGGCGCCUGGCAAAAAAAAAGGGAAAAGUGCCGAAUCGCUCGAAGACGAAAGGUACGCACGGCUAAAAAAUCGGGUGGAUGAGAUCGAAAGAAGUAUCGACUUGUCCAUGGAGCAGAUUAAUGCAAAAUUUGAAGGAAAACCACCCCCUACUGUUCCUGAUUUAUCGGUUCUCAUUGAGAAGGUCAAACAAUUGGAAGACAGUGUAGCAACGGCAGAAAGUGUAGCAACUUUGGAAGGAAGAUUUUCCGAACUUGAAACAAAAUACCAAGAAAUGUAUUGCCACCUGGAAGCCGAGGCAACAGCUUUAAAAGAUCUCAAUACACGAUUUGCACAAUUGGAAGAGAGCGCGGUAGCCUCCAAUCAGUUGGUGCAAAAAAUUUGCAAACUCGAAUCGAAAUGGCAAGAAAUGCAUGGCCGCAUGGAAGUGGAAUUGCAGAAAACCGGGCAACUUACGAUUAUCCCCUGCGAUAACAUCUUAGCCAACCCCAAUCAGGCCCGGACAGCAGCCUUAGAGUCAAAUUUUGAAUUAAUGCGGAAAACUUUGCAGACAAGUCAGGAAGCAGCUUCCAAAGACCGGGAGGAGCUCCUAAAGCACCGAUCCGAAAUGAGUCAACUUCAUAAUCUCGGCCAACAAAUCCUCAAGCAGAUGGCGCACCUCGAAAAAUCAUCGCGUCAGACAGGUUCCCGUAUUGAGUCUAUUUUGCGAGGAGGUAAUUCAGUCAUCAAGCGCCAAGACGAGAUCGAUGGCAAGCUCGAAGCAAUUAAGGGAACUGUUUCAGAUUUGUCAAACCAGAUGAUGUCGAUGGCUCAAGCGACUGAAAUCGACGAUUCACCAACUGACAUUGAUGCCGUCAUGGAAAACCUGAAAAAGAAGUAUGAUGAACUCCUGCAAGAUCUCCAACCCAGACUUGAACAGGCUACGCAGAACUCUCAAGACAUUGAAAUUCAACGACAAAAGCUAGAUUCCUUAAACGCUAAAAUACCACAAUUUGAUCAAGUCUCGCAGGACCACAGGAAGCUUCUAGAUAAAGUUGCAAUUUUGGAGGCAUAUAUUGCCGAUUUGCCCAGGAAUAACACCGAGCUUCAGCUUGUCGAUACAAACAUGCAAACACAAUCAAGUGACAUAAUCCAGACUGAAAGGAUUGCGGAUCUUGUGAAAAGCAAAUGCGACGAAUCCCUUUCAGCUAUACAGUGCAGCUUACGUGCUGGUCUAGAAUCGCUUGAGAAGUCUUUGCUUGUCACUCAAAGCAAUGCACUUCGGCCUGUAAUCGACGAAUCUGCACAAACGUCUACCGAACUUCGCCAACAAAGGAAACAACUUCAAUCCAUCAUAGAAGUCAAGGCUCAAAUUGAGGGAAGGAUAUUGGGCUUGGAGAAUGCUAACAAAAAAAUUGAAGCCGAUUUUACCAAUGCAAAUUCGGCUGUCCAUCGGCUCACACAAGAAUGCCAACUGAUUUCCCAGCGCCAAGAGACCACUGACAACAACAUUUCCGAGUUGUCCAGAGAGAAGAAUAUCGAGGGCCAGAUAUCAACCUUGGAAGAGACUGCUGAGGCGACUCAAUCCACAAUCCGAUUGCUCAUUGAAAAGACCGACCAGAUAGGUCCCUUGAAAGAAACUGUCAUGAAGAUUUUAAAUUUCAUCAGAGUGCAAACGAAGUCUUGCGCUGGAAAUCAAAGUUCAAGCCAAAACAAAUCAAUUGUUGAAGUGGCAAGCUCUCCAGACAAUAUUUCAAUUCAUGAAUCAGAUCCUUCUGAAGUCGAAGCAGACCGUUCCCAUUUUCGCCGCAGAAGUGGCGUCGAACAUGAAUCGGACCACGAUGAUCAAACAAAUCGACAACACGACAUUUCAGAAAGGUCUCGGCCCAGGCCUGUGCAACAGGCAAAAGAAAAAUACCACAGCCGCGCAAACUUAGGCGCACAUAGCAACCCCGAAGAAGAAUCCGAUCUCUCGCCUGCCGGAAAUGACCCAUCAACCUCGCGCCGAGAGUCUCGGCCAAAGCCUGUCCAACAGGCAAAAGAAAAAUAUCACAACCGCGCAAACUUGGGUGUACAUAGCGACCCUGAUGAAGAAUCCGAUCUCUCGCCUGCCGGAAAUGACCCAUCAACCUCGCGCCGAGAGUCUCGGCCCAAGCCUGUCCAACAGGCAAAAGAAAAAUAUCACAACCGCGCAAACUUGGGUGUACAUAGCGACCCUGAUGAAGAAUCCGAUCUCUCGCCUGCCGGAAAUGACCCAUCAACCUCGCGCCGAGAGUUUCGGCCAAAGCCUGUCCAACAGGCAAAAGAAAAAUACCACAACCGCGCAAACUUGGGUGUACAUAGCGACCCUGAUGAAGAAUCUGAUUCCUCGCCUCCCCGAAAUAACCCAUCAACCUCGCGCCGACCGCUUACACCAGACAAACUCACUAAACACCAAAAAUUUGUCCGCGCAGACAAAAAUAAUAAGAGUAGUAGACCAAAAAGAAGAAGUUUGCGAAAGGAGCGCGAGGACAUGGAACCUUCCGAAAAAGACGAUGAUAUAAACUUAGCCAAAGCAGUACAAGCGCACAUCCGCAUUCUAAUGGGACUUCCCAGGCAGAAAGAUGCCUUUCCCCGCUCACCCACACCAGAAGAACUAAUAAGUCUGCCUGAGUUGGAAGGGGGCUCAGCCCCAUUGCCUGUCUCUGCCCCUUACAAAAUAAAGAAGGUGGUCAAAACUUGGGAUCCCGAAGACGAAAUGGGCGACGGUUUCGCUUCAUAUUGCCUUGAACGUAUCAAGCAAUACGGGCUUCCAUUUGUGGGACUCAGUAUUUCUCUUGAAAAUCCCAAGGCGCUCGAAUGGAACCGCAGGACCGCCGCCUUCUGCCAUGACACAUUUUACCGCGCGACAGUAUCCGGUGACUACGGCCAAAUUUUCCGGUCCGGUUACGACUUGCACGAUGGUGGAUUGGCUAGAGCCGAGACUCUGAUUCAAAUGAACCUGAACUACCGUAUCACCGAAAUGACGAAAGACUUGAAACGUGCAAGAGGCGGGAGCCAUCUGGCUUCUUUAUCCGAUAACUGUGACAGGCCGAACGAUUCUGAAGAUGGAGCGUUAAGAGCGAGGAGAUUGCGAGAAUCUGACGAGCAGAAAGAUCGGAGAUAUGCCCGACAGGUAGCUUUGGCUGAGAGACGAUAUCAGACAUCCUGCGCAAUUCCUGAGCUUCAUAAAUAUCGCCAUCUUUUUCGGGAUGAACGUCUUUGUUCUUCCGAUGAAUCCGACUCGGAUUCAGGCGACACCAGAAUAAGACAUGCGCCUGUGUGGCGUAGUAACAAGGCGACUGCGCUGGUUGAACGAAUUGACGAGCUUACCAAAACAAUUCGUACGAAAUCGAGAGCUGGUAGAAAGCCAGCGAAACGUCUCAAUCGGGGGGCCGAGGCUCCACUUGGAGGUUUGGUAGUAACUCCACGUCAACUUCCUCAGGACUGUUAUGGAAGUUUGUGGCUGAGUUCCCUGUCUGCGGAAAAAAGGAAAGGACUGCGACUCGAACCCACCAUUUUUGAUGAAUGA
This is a messenger RNA of Puccinia graminis f. sp. tritici CRL 75-36-700-3, 3528 nucleotides long. RefSeq lists its product as uncharacterized. The transcript has 18 exons. The record is from RefSeq and is a predicted model, not a curated record. Lineage: Eukaryota; Fungi; Basidiomycota; Pucciniomycetes; Pucciniales; Pucciniaceae. Bases 1 to 3528 code for a protein of 1175 amino acids.